Penaeus monodon (black tiger shrimp) is the source of this 594-nucleotide messenger RNA. Its product is annotated as gibberellin-regulated protein 14-like. The transcript is spliced from 7 exons. The record is from RefSeq and is a predicted model, not a curated record. Lineage: Eukaryota; Metazoa; Arthropoda; Malacostraca; Decapoda; Penaeidae. The coding region runs from base 1 to 594 and encodes 197 amino acids.
AUGCAAUCUCGUAUGUGCAUCGUACUCUCCGGCCACAAAAAAGGUUACUUGGCAACGGCAUCUUUCCGAGAAAUCCAGAACCCCCAUGUAGGCACCCCCUUAAAACCCCCACGUAGGCACCCCCUUAGAACCUCCCAUAACCCCCAUGUGGGCACCCCCUUAGAACCUCCACGUAGGCACCCCCCCUUAGAACCCCCCAAAACACCCCACAUAGGCACCCCCUUAGAACCCCCACAUAGGCACCCCCCAUUAGAACCCCCUACGUUGUCACCCCCCUUAGAACCCCCCCACGUAGGCACCCUCUUAGAACCCCCAUGCAACCCCUUAGAACCCCCAUGUAGGCACCCCCUUAGAACCUCCCACGUAGGCACCCCCUUAGAACCCCCAUGUGGGCAUCCCCCCUUAGAACUCCCACUAUUCUCCAUUAAAAUCAGUUUUUCUGUGAUUUAUGACAAAGCUCAGAGUUGUAAAACAAGUGGAGAUCGUUCGAAACAGACUCAUGAAAUAUCAAUAACUCUCAAGAAUUGUAAAACGUGCUUCAGUAAUAGAAAUGCACUUCCAGCAAAGGACGUUCAGGUGGAAUAUGAGCGUUAA